Hibiscus syriacus is the source of this 1970-nucleotide messenger RNA. RefSeq lists its product as uncharacterized. The record is from RefSeq and is a predicted model, not a curated record. NCBI's taxonomy places the organism in Eukaryota, Viridiplantae, Streptophyta, Magnoliopsida, Malvales, Malvaceae. Gene Ontology annotation, molecular function: mRNA binding; translation initiation factor activity.
UGAUUUUUUAAUAUCGAAUUUUAUUAGUACAGAACUGUUAGGCCUGCCGAUCGUUCAGUUUAUGAUAGAGCUACAUUGUGGGGAAACCCGGUAGGGCGGCCUGAUCAUCUUGCACGGCCGAAUUCGUCACCUGCAACUAGGCAUUUUGAUGAUAAAACUCCAUUUCUUACCAGUUCAGUUCAUAUUGGUCGUUAUUUUGAUGAGGAUGAAAGGAAGCCCUUAGAUGGGGGUUUUGCCCCUCGUAGAACUAUUACUGAUGAGAGUUUAGGGGUUCCAGCUAGUCAUCUGGAGAUGAAGCCGGAGUCUGUUUAUGCAGGGAGGGUUUCGGGUCAAUAUGUGUUAGCUCCUGUAGCUCCAAUGUCGAGUGGUUCGCGGAAUCUCUACUCUACUCGAGUGUCUGAGGCUGCUGUGAUUGGCCUGAGUUCUCAGAGUUCUGGGGGUAACCAUAGGCAGGCUUCUUCUGGGUUGUAUCCUAAUGCAUGGGCAGCUAGGAAGGUGAUGACUGUGAGUGUUGCUAGUGGUGAACAAAGCGCUGUCUCAAAGUUGGCUAAUGCUAGUGCUAUUGGCAAGGUUUCCUCAGGUCGAUGGCAGUCAAAGCAAUCUGUUCUGUAUCAGAAAGAUGUUGAUGUUAAACACUCGGAAACAGAAAAUGGCUUGCAUCUCCAGGGUUAUGAUGAUAAGACAUACAUCAGAAUGAUUGCUGUGGUUGGGAGGGAGUAUUCUGAUGUGAUGUUGGCAAGGCAGGUUGAAAGGGGACUGAACAUUAAAGAUGGAGUUCAGGUUAGUAGAAAGGCGUUACCAGACUACGAGACGAGCCAUUUUCCUAACUAUUCGGAAGUUAAAGAAAAUAAAUCAGUAACUUACAGUGAAGGAACUCAAUCAAUUCGUGCAGAUGGCAAAUUUGGCAGUUCUAAGUCGCCUGUUGAUGUAUCUGAGCGGCCGAAGUUGAAGUUACUUCCUCGCACCAAGCCAUUGGAUAAUCUAGAAUCGUCUGUUGUUGAUGCUAAACAGGAGCAGCAGUGGUCAAUUGAUUCUGUUAUUGGUCAUGGUGGAAUUGGUAAUGAUUCAUAUGGACAUGUGAAUAUUUCAAAACCUGGUUCAGCUGGCAGUGAGAAUGGGAACCAGACAGUGGAGCGUCCUAAACUGAAUUUCAAGCCUUGUUCACAGCCCACUGAAGAAUUGAAGGGUAACAUUGAGAAGGAAAGAAGUGUGUUGUUUGGUGGUGCUCGUCCACGAGAACUGGUUCUGAAGGAGCGAGGGAUUGAUGACAACAGUCAUGAGCCGGGCCAAUGUCCUGAUAGGGUCAAACAUAAUGUUCUAAGGAUUGAAAAGGUUGCUGAGCAAGCAGCUCCUCGCCAUGGUGAAAGAGUUGGGAAUCCUGUUGAUCAGGGAGCUGGAUGAAAAUCUGAGAGGAAAAUAUCUGAGAGGAACCAUGGCGUUCACAAAGAAAGAGUUGAUAUGCAGAGGAGGAAUUGGCGUAAUGAAAACCGGCAUAAUGACAGGGAAACCGAAAGACGGCAGCAGAAGAGACAGCCUUCACCUAAAACCUGGCGUAAACCUGCCCAAAUAGAGCCUAAACUAGUCUCUCCUGAAGCUGCUGGUGUGCGCUAUGGAAAAGCAGCAUCAGCAUUGGAGCUUUCUCAAGCCUUUUCCAAACCAUUCUCGGAUCAGAAAAUAGAUGAUCGACAUGUUGGACAAAGGGUUCUUCCCGGCCAUGCCCAAUGCCUUUUCUCGACUGAUGGGUCCAACUCCAAGGCCUCAGAUAAAUGGCUACUAAAUUUGAGAGGGUUGUUACCUUAACCGGAGUCCAUUGUGUCACCAGUAACUACCUAAAUGGUUUUAGGAUGUCAUUGGUUGUAGUUAUGCUGCAUGACUUCACGAUUUCAUGCAGUUGAUUUCUUUUUUUUCAUUUAAAAGAAAAUUUUAGAUCAACUGGCACUCCAAAUCAAUUGCAAUGCCCUUUCAUUUUU